AUGAGACUCAUCAACACCCGCACCAGAGCUUUCGAGGAGUUCUACGGAAGCAAAGUUCCAAAGUAUGCAAUUCUUUCACAUACUUGGGGGCAAGAGGAGGUUACAUUCCAGGACUGGGCAGACCCAACUUCGGUGAUCCAGAAGUCGGGAUUCACCAAGAUCAUUGAGGCCUGUGAGCAAGCCAGAAAUGAUGACUACUCGUAUAUAUGGGUUGAUACCAACUGCAUCGAUAAAUCCAGCUCAGCUGAGCUUACAGAAGCUAUCAACUCCAUGUUCGCCUGGUACUCCAAGGCCGAUAUUUGUUACGCCUAUCUUUCAGAUGUUCCGACAUUCAAGCCGAUAUCUUAUGCGAAGGAGUUCCGGCAGAGUCGCUGGUUCAAGAGGGGAUGGACACUUCAAGAGCUCCUCGCUCCUGAUUGCGUGGUCUUCUAUGCAGCUGACUGGUCACGUAUUGGGACCAGAUCUACUCUUGUGCGCGACAUUGCCGAGGCUACAGGCAUAGGUAUUAGGUACUUAAGCUCUGAUCCAAAGACUGCGACUGCCACCCAAGAAAACUGGUCAGAAGUUCGAAGCCCGGUGUGCCAUGAAGCGUCGAUAGCUGAAAGAAUGUCCUGGUUGUCCCGCCGCGAAACAACAAGGAUUGAGGACAUGGCGUACUGCAUGUUGGGCAUAUUUGGUAUCCACAUGCCUCUAGUAUACGGUGAAGGGCCCAGAGCCUUCUUGCGACUCCAAGAGGAGAUUCUGAAAACUUCAGACGAUCACUCACUCUUCUGCUGGUCAUGGGCCAUGAGCGAGAACCAGGGCAGUCUUCUUGCCCCUAGACCACAUAGCUUUCUAGAAGCUUCGCCUUAUCAACGUCAUAAGGUCGAUGUCAAGCCAUCUCCUUACGCUAUUGCUAACUCGGGUCUCUCUAUUCGGCUUCCUCUGAUUCGAUGCUGGUCCUCCACGACAUGCCGACUUAGAGAGCACGAGGCCGCCAUGGCUCACUAG
Fusarium oxysporum Fo47 is the source of this 990-nucleotide messenger RNA. RefSeq names its product heterokaryon incompatibility protein-domain-containing protein. The record is from RefSeq and is a predicted model, not a curated record. Lineage: Eukaryota; Fungi; Ascomycota; Sordariomycetes; Hypocreales; Nectriaceae. Bases 1 to 990 code for a protein of 329 amino acids. The transcript has 2 exons.